Vitis vinifera (wine grape) is the source of this 1084-nucleotide messenger RNA. RefSeq names its product transcription factor PRE6. Bases 664 to 936 code for a protein of 90 amino acids. Gene Ontology annotation, biological process: regulation of growth; regulation of DNA-templated transcription. Gene Ontology annotation, molecular function: protein dimerization activity. The record is from RefSeq and is a predicted model, not a curated record. Lineage: Eukaryota; Viridiplantae; Streptophyta; Magnoliopsida; Vitales; Vitaceae. The transcript is spliced from 2 exons.
GGUUAUUUUUGAUGGACUAAUUGAGAAUAAUCUGCUAUUUCAGGUGAUAACUGAGCGAGACGGUCUCUGAUUCAUUUCCCUGCAGCUUGUUCAAGAACCAAUCCAAGGGUAAGGUGAUAUGGCAAGAAACCAUUUGUUGUUGGAAAAUGAAUUCACGGAUGCUAACUAGAGAGGAAUGGAGUCAUAUGAUCACAUGGUGUUGUGUAUGAAAACCUACACAUGAAGGCCCACUUUGUUAGCUCAAAAACAAACAUAUUUCUUUAAGCCCACUUGAGAUCAAACCCCAACUUGGGAACACACAGAAGAAACUUGUAGCACCUCUCUCUCUCCCCCCCUCUCUCUCUCUCUCUCAUAAAAAAACCAAGCCUAGGCCACUGCUUUCUCCAAUGCAAUUGUCUUCUUCACAUCCAACAUCACUGUCGAUGUUAUUGUACUCUCUCUCCCUCUCUGCUUAUUUCCUUGUGGUCCUUCCUCUUUAUAUAUCUCUCUCAGCGCUUCCUCUAUAGAUUAUACCUAACAACACUUGCCUUCUUCCUCGAGAGAGCCUAAGCUUUGCUCUAAGCAAAAACUCUUCCCACUUGUCUCUUUUUGGGUUAACUCUGCUUCUAUAUUAAAUCCCUCAAACCCAUUUUUUUUGACAGACAUAGACACCAUAUUCUAGGGAUGUCUAGCAGAAGGUCGAGGCAGUCAGGGUCUUCGAGGAUCUCAGAUGAUCAGAUCAUUGAACUUGUGUCCAAGUUGCAGCAACUUCUUCCUGAGAUUCGCAAUAGGCGUUCAGACAAGGUGUCAGCUUCCAAGGUCCUACAGGAGACCUGCAACUACAUUAGAAGCUUACACAGAGAGGUGGAUGACCUAAGCGAACGACUGUCCAGGUUACUGGCUACAGUCGAUGCUGAUAGUCCUGAGGCUGCAAUAAUCAGGAGUUUAAUUAUGUAAUGAACCCUUGUAUUUUUCUUAUCGUACUUCUUCCUAGGGUUUGGUCACUUAACCAAACAAGGUUCAGAAUUAAGUUCUAAGGUAUUCUGGGUACUAUGAUUGAGACAUAUAAUAAAAGGGUUUGCACUUGCUAAGGCUUUUAUAUAAA